AUGGCAAAUAUUGAAGAUAUAGAAAAACAAAUUGAAAAUAUAAAAAUCAAUUCAGAUGAUAAUGAGAAUUUUGUUUCUAAGAAUAAAAAUAGUUUAUUAAAUGGAGUAAAUUUGGAAGAUAAUGAAAUAAGAAAUAAUGAUAAAUCUGUUGAUUAUAAUAAUAAUAAUGAAAAUGAUACUAUGAAUGAAAAAAAUAAACAUGUUAAUAAUAAUGAAUAUUCUAAUAAAGAAAAUAGUAAUAAUAAUAAUUUAGAUGAACAGAUAAUAAAUGAGACUUUAAAUUUAAAUGAAAAGGUUGAAAAAAAAAAUGAAGAAAAUUUGUGUAGUGGAUGUAAAAAAGUAUUAAUUAAAAAAUUAAGUUGCCCUAUAUGUUUAAAAAAUAAAAUAUUUAGUUAUUUUUGUAAUCAAGAAUGUUUUAAAAGUUCAUGGAAAGAACAUCAAAAGAUACAUGAAAAUAUGAAUAAGGAAGAUAAUGAUAAAGAAGAUCAUAAGAAGACUAUAGUUAAAAAACAUUUAUCACCAGAAAAUUUUGAUCCUACUAAUAGAAAAUAUUGGGCUUAUGAUGACCAUUUAAAAAAUUUUGUUAAUUUUAAAUUUACAGGAGAUGUACGACCAUGGCCUUUAUCUAAAAUUAAUCAUGUACCCUCACAUAUUGAGCGACCUGAUUAUGCAAUUAGUUCUAUUCCAGAAUCGGAAUUAAUAUAUAAGAGAAAAAGUGAUAUAUAUGUAAAUAAUGAAGAAGAAAUACAAAGAAUUAGAGAAGCUUGCAUAUUAGGAAGAAAAACUUUAGACUAUGCUCAUUCAUUAGUUUCACCUGGAAUUACAACUGAUGAGAUAGAUAAGAAAGUUCACGAAUUUAUAAUUGAAAAUAAUGCAUAUCCAUCAACUUUAAAUUAUUAUAAAUUUCCAAAAUCAUGUUGUACUUCUGUGAAUGAAAUUGUAUGUCAUGGGAUACCAGACUAUAGACCAUUGAAAUCGGGUGAUAUAAUAAAUAUUGAUAUUAGUGUUUUUUAUAAAGGUGUACAUUCAGAUUUAAAUGAAACUUAUUUUGUUGGAGAUAUAAAUGAUGUACCAAAAGAAGGUAAAGAAUUAGUAGAGACUUGUUAUUUUUCUUUAAUGGAAGCAAUUAAAAAAUGUAAACCUGGAAUGUUUUAUAAAAAUAUUGGAACUUUAAUAGAUGCAUAUGUAUCAAAAAAAAACUUUUCAGUUGUUCGUUCGUAUUCAGGACAUGGUGUUGGAAAACUAUUUCACAGUAAUCCAACCAUACCUCAUUUUAAAAAAAAUAAAGCAGUAGGUAUAAUGAAACCUGGUCAUAUUUUUACUAUUGAACCUAUGAUUAAUCAAGGACACUAUAGUGAUGUAUUGUGGCCAGAUCAAUGGACAAGUGCAACGUCAGAUGGAAAAUUGUCAGCUCAGUUUGAACACACUUUAUUAAUUACUAACAACGGGGUAGAAAUUUUGACAAAGCGAACUCAAGAUUCACCUCCACUUGGUUUUGAUACAAAAGAUGAACUAUAUUAUAAUUAA
Molecule: messenger RNA, 1527 nt
Organism: Plasmodium adleri (nom. inval.)
Lineage: Eukaryota; Apicomplexa; Aconoidasida; Haemosporida; Plasmodiidae
Product: methionine aminopeptidase 1b, putative
Exons: 1
Coding region: 1-1527 (508 amino acids)
Biological process (GO): proteolysis
Molecular function (GO): metalloaminopeptidase activity
Source: RefSeq, a predicted model, not a curated record